Molecule: messenger RNA, 1215 nt
Organism: Centruroides sculpturatus (bark scorpion)
Lineage: Eukaryota; Metazoa; Arthropoda; Arachnida; Scorpiones; Buthidae
Product: WD repeat-containing protein 54-like
Exons: 7
Coding region: 114-1079 (321 amino acids)
Biological process (GO): cilium assembly
Cellular component (GO): ciliary basal body; centriole
Molecular function (GO): protein binding
Source: RefSeq, a predicted model, not a curated record
AAAAAACGGUAUAAGGAGAUAUAUUGUAAUUAUAAUAAAUGAACACAUUUUGAAUAUGAGAAACAAACUGUUGUCAUAGUAACACGUUAUUCAAUCAAUUACAGUAAGGUGUGAUGAUGUUUCAGAAAAACGAUAACUACUCUUUAGAAGGAAGUUGUUCUGCUUUAUCUAAUAAUUUAUGCGUAUAUAAAGAAAAUGAAAAAGUCUACCUCAGUUGUGUACAUAAAUCAUCUGUAAAUUUAAUGAUAAUUAAUUCUGAUGGAAGUUCUUUAUGUCAUUUGAUUUCUUUAAAAAAAUCCUCUUUUAACUUGCCUUUUAUUUUACAGACAAAAUGGAUUAAAAUUAAAGAAGUAACUAUUCUAGUAAUUGCUUCGGAAAGAGGUAUUCAGGUUUUUGACCAAACUGGUAAAAUAUUAAUUUAUUCUUAUGCAUUACCUGUGGAUGUUGAUGAAACAACUGAAGCUGUCUUUACUAGAGGAAUUGCCAGCUGUUGUGAUACUUUCUUCUGUGUGGGUACCAGUAAAGGAGAGAUUUUAAUCUUUCAAAGUGCUGAUGAAGGAAAUUCUAUUGAUUUAGUAGAAACUAUACAAGGACACAAUACUCCAAUUUCAGAUCUGUGUGGAAGAGGAAAUAAACUUGUUAGUGCAGAUGAUGAAGGCAAUUUAUAUUUAUGGGAAUACAAUAAUUCUUUAAAAAAGCUUAAAACAUUUGAAAAAUUUAACUGUCCUUGCACAAGUUUGGCUUUGUGGAAAGACCUUAUAUAUGCAUCAUAUGCUUCAGGCCAACUACGUAUAUUUUCUCAAAGUACAGGAUCAUUAUUAGCUGAAGUUGCAGCCCACGCUCGUUGGAUAACAGCUGUUGACAUUGCUGAAGACUCUGGAUUGGCUUUGUCAGUAUCUGAAGAUUCUUUUGUUAGGAUUUGGCAGCUACAAAAUGAUCAGAAUCCAAUUAUUUCUCAUAGAUUUAGCUGUAGAAUUACAGACACUCAGCUAUGUGGUGGUUGCUUUGCUGAUGGUUCUGGAAAAGAAUUCUAUACUACUGGUUAUGAAUUGAAUGAGGUUAUAAAAUUCUCUAUGUAAUAAUUUAAAAUGAAAAUAAAUAAACUCAACUAUUUUUGCAUUAUGAAAAAAAUUUGUGCACUUUGUUGCAUUGUUUGCAGUUAUUUGUUAAUUAAAUUUGAAACUGUAGAAACAUAAUAGAAAUAAAGUUUAUAUC